AUGCAAGCGGUCGUGUUUGCGCUGCUGGCAUUGGGGUGGAGAUGGCGUCUUCUCCCUUGGGACGCAUCUGUUGGCGUGCUGGCAACGACCUGGUAUCAACUUGUUGGAUUCAUUCCCGUCGACCAUGCCAUGUUUGCGCUGGUACAGGCGGCGCUAUCAGCCGUUGCUGCGCUGCGUCGGAUAAGCACAAUCUUUAUUGUCCACCUAGUUGCGGCAUCCGUGCGAGCUCGCCGGUUUCAUCCCUUUGGUCCUCAUUGCUCUUUUCUUUGUACCUUGACUCCUGACACCGCGGUUGUGAUCACUUGCUUGAAUAAGAAGGAAGAUUUUUUAUUGGGAGAUGAUGUCGUCGCUAAGUUGAUACAUGAGUACAUGUAUGCACUAUACGCUAGAGCGCGGCAUGAGAUGUAUGAAGCAACAACUAAAAAUGGAUUCUGGAUUAAUGUAUCGAGGUUAAGUUGUUAUGAUUCCAGGCGGGAACCCGUUCAACUGCAAAGCAUGUACCAAGUCAUGGGUGUAGUUGCAGUACCAUGGUCGCAUUUACAAAGAAAGUCUAGUUUAGCUAUUUAA
Messenger RNA from Trichoderma virens Gv29-8, 567 nucleotides. RefSeq lists its product as uncharacterized. The record is from RefSeq and is a predicted model, not a curated record. Lineage: Eukaryota; Fungi; Ascomycota; Sordariomycetes; Hypocreales; Hypocreaceae. Bases 1 to 567 code for a protein of 188 amino acids. The transcript has 7 exons.